This is a messenger RNA of Lipotes vexillifer (Yangtze River dolphin), 1801 nucleotides long. RefSeq names its product MON1 vesicular trafficking associated B (gene MON1B). Gene Ontology annotation, biological process: protein targeting to vacuole; vesicle-mediated transport. Gene Ontology annotation, cellular component: Mon1-Ccz1 complex. NCBI's taxonomy places the organism in Eukaryota, Metazoa, Chordata, Mammalia, Artiodactyla, Lipotidae. The record is from RefSeq and is a predicted model, not a curated record. The transcript has 6 exons. Bases 78 to 1724 code for a protein of 548 amino acids.
AGUGUUAUGCUUCCGCGGCUGCGGGAAGUAAUGGUACCUGGCCAAUUGAGAUACGGAGUUAAAACAGGGAUGUGCAGAUGGAGGCCGGAGGAGGCACUGCUGCCCCAGCCCCCGGGGACGCGGAGGACUUGGAGGAGAUGCGGUUCCCCAGUGAGGAGGCUAGAGACGGUGGAGGGAUUUGCAGGGACCUACCCGGUACUGAAGAUGCGAGCGUGGAGAAAACAGGAUCCGAGACCAAGGACCAGCCACCUGGCCUGCUGCUCCAGUCCGAGGCUCCAUCAUGCACCUAUGGGCUCUGGGGUCCGGCAGCCUCUGAGAACAGUCCCGUGGGCGGCCCUGAGAGUGGCUCAGGGGGCCAGGGCGGGGACCCCAGUGACGAGGACUGGCGCAGCAAGCGGAAGCACGUGUUUGUGCUGAGUGAGGCUGGCAAGCCCAUCUACUCACGGUAUGGUAGCGUGGAGGCAUUGUCAACUACCAUGGGUGUGAUGACAGCUCUCGUGUCCUUUGUGCAGAGUGCAGGAGAUGCCAUUCGCGCCAUCUAUGCUGAGGACCACAAGCUGGUGUUCCUGCAGCAGGGCCCACUGCUGCUGGUGGCCGUGUCAAGGACACCUCAGUCAGCAGCACAGCUGCGGGGGGAGCUUAUGGCCGUGCACGCACAGAUCGUGAGCACCCUGACACGUGCCAGCGUGGCCCGCAUCUUCGCGCGCAAGCAGAACUACGACCUCCGCCGCCUGCUGGCCGGCUCGGAGCGCACUCUAGACCGGCUUCUGGACAGUGUGGAGCGGGACCCGGGUGCCCUGCUGCUGGGCGCCGUGCGCUGCGUCCCUCUCGCUCGCCCGCUGCGGGAUGCGCUGGGUGCGCUGCUCCGACGUUGCACGGCGCCUGGCCUGGCCCUCUCGGUGCUGGCGGUUGGCGGUCGCCUGGUGACAGCAGCCCAGGAGCGUACUGUGCUGGCCGAGUGCCGGCUGGACCCAGCCGACCUGCAGUUGCUGCUGGACUGGGUGGGGGCACCGGCCUUUGCGGCGGGCGAGGCCUGGGCACCUGUGUGCCUGCCCCGCUUCAAUCCCGAUGGUUUCUUUUACGCCUACGUGGCCCGCCUGGACGCCAUGCCUGUCUGCCUGCUGCUGCUUGGCACCGACCCCGAGGCCUUCCACGACAUGGCCACCUGCCGGCGCCUGGUUGAGGACGGCAUGCACUCCCUUGGGGCCAUGCGCACCCUCAGGGAGGCUGCCAGCUUCUCCAACACCCCAUUGGCCGGUACCUCGGCCUACAGUGUGCAGGCUGUGGAGGCCGCCGGCCUCCGGCACUUCCUCUAUAAGCCGCUGGACAUCCCCGACCAUCACCGCCAGCUGCCCCAGUUUACCAGCCCCGAGCUGGAGGCCCCAUACAGCAGACAGGAGGAGCGACAGCGCCUGUCCGACCUGUACCACCGCCUGCACGCACGCCUCCACAACACCUCCCGGCCCCUGCGCCUCAUUUACCACGUGGCCGAGAAGGAGACGCUGCUGGCCUGGGUGACCUCCAAAUUUGAGCUGUACACCUGCCUCAGCCCCCUGGUGACCAAGGCAGGUGCCAUCCUCGUAGUGACCAAACUCCUGCGUUGGGUGAAGAAAGAGGAGGAUCGUCUGUUCAUUCGUUACCCACCCAAGUACUCCACGCCCCCAGCAGCCCCAGCUGUCUCCACGGACCAGGCUUCCCAUAACGGCCUGUUUACUGGACCUUGAGAGGCGGAGCUCCCAGACUGUGCCGUGUGGGGAACCACCAUCUUUGGCUUUUACUUCCUGUCUCCACCCUGGAAAUG